GUAUGUACUUUGACCCCAGGGUAGGCAUUACCAAGAAUGCUUCACCAGCUAGAUUGAGCUAGAAUGCAAUGGCAGAUGAUGGUACAGGUAAAGAGGACGGGUACAAAGAUCUCCACGAACGGUGGGUGAGAGGACUGCCUUUAGCAGAGCUUGACACACAAGUUGGUAGCUGUAAGAGAGGACGAUGGAGUCCUGAUGAGCUAGCACUCCUCAGAAGCAACGUGGACCACUUCAUCCAGGAGAACGACGUUCGUGAUUUGGAUGAGUUCAUAUUCUCUAGGAAACGAGGAGAAAGAAGUGAUUUCUACCGAGAUAUUGCUAAAGGAAUACAACGUCCAAUCUUCACCAUAUACACAAAAGUCAUUCAUUUGUUUAACGUGCGGAACUACGUCGGUAGAUGGAGUAGUAGUCAAGAAAAAGAGCUUAUGAGACUACAAGGUCUCCAUGGCAACAGAUGGUCCAUUAUUGGGAGAGAAUUAGGUGUGAGUGGGCGUGCUGCUCAGGACAAGUACAGGAAUCUCAAGCACAGAGAACGUGUUGGAAAGUGGAGUGUUUGUGAGGAAGAGAGGUUGAGUGGGGCUGUGAGAUCACUUGGAACUGAGUCUUGGCAGAACAUAGCUGAGUGCGUACGUACAAGAAAUGGUUUCCAAUGUCGUCAGAAGUGGGUGCACUUGCAAGCAUGGCGGGAGAGUGGUGGGGAGAAGACAUGGAGCGAAUGUGAUGAUGUUCAACUGCUGCAUAGCCUUGCUGGUGCGUGUGUGGAGACAGAGGAUGCAGUCAAGUGGGCGUGUCUAUGUGAGGGCUGGGAGGCAGCACGAUCUGCCAGCUAUCUACGCACUAAAUGGACUGCUUUAAGGAGAGGUGUUCCACGCUACCAACACAAUACGUUCUCUGAUAACCUGGAAUAUCUGUUGGAACACAGACUACCUGCACUGGAGAGAUUGGUCCAUCAAAACUUCUCUCAUUCAGUUAACUAGACAGGUGGACUGAACGCUAUAUGCUUACAUUCUUUUGUUAGCAUGCAGGCAAUCAUGUAUAUGGCUCUCCUUUCAUAAUCUGUUGCUUAAUUGGCUUGUAAUGAAAAUAUAAAAAAUUGUUAUGACCUGUUAAUCUUUGA
Molecule: messenger RNA, 1117 nt
Organism: Halichondria panicea
Lineage: Eukaryota; Metazoa; Porifera; Demospongiae; Suberitida; Halichondriidae
Product: cyclin-D-binding Myb-like transcription factor 1
Exons: 7
Coding region: 69-977 (302 amino acids)
Biological process (GO): regulation of transcription by RNA polymerase II
Cellular component (GO): nucleus
Molecular function (GO): DNA-binding transcription factor activity, RNA polymerase II-specific; RNA polymerase II cis-regulatory region sequence-specific DNA binding
Source: RefSeq, a predicted model, not a curated record